AUUAUUGAAAAAUUUAGACCAUAAAUGCUAGCCUUCAGGUCAAAGCUUUGCACGAACAAAUUCAGAUUCACAAACAAUGCCCUUUUCGCAGUGGCGAAAAGGGGAUUUGCCAAGAGGAAAAAUAGGAACAAAGUUGUCAGAAAUGAACUUCCUGGCCUGAGGAGGUCAGUUUAUACAGAAGGACAUAAUACUUCAAAUAUUGAUGAAGAAGUGUAUGUAGGCCCAACCUGGGUAAUCUGUCCAAAGGAUACUUAUAACCCAGAUGAAGAUCUUAGGAGUAGUCAUAACUGGAUCAAGAAGGAGCUUGAAAUCUCAUUGAAAUAUAGUUUCCCUCAGCAUACUUCAAGUACUCACAGAGGGAAAGAAUUUAGCAAUAAAUUCUUCUUUAAACAUCCUAAGUUGGAUAAGAUGAAUGGGGAGAAAAUUGAGGAUUUUAUAUAAGAACGAAUGAGAUACAAAGAAUCAUGGUCUUUACUGAUGGCUGGACAGAUGAAGACUAUAAUACAGAAUACGGCAAGAUGUAUAUUAGCCCUGCAGGUAGAAUCAUCAGUGGCUCUCCAGAAAAUAAUACACGAAGUGAUAAAGACAUACCAGAGGGUUACACCGAGGUCAAACUCCCUGUGGCAUAUCUUCUUCGAGAUCUCAUCACUGAGUGAGCUGAGUUAGAUUAUAGACAAGUCUUUGUAUUUCAAAAUUUGAAACAUUACUCUCAAAUCCUUACUAAUAAAGAAGGAGAUGUUGCCAUUGACUCUCAGGAAGCAGUUAACAAGUUGCUCUCUUUGGCACACAAUAGUGAUAGGAAUCCAGAAAUGUACAACAAAUUGAUCAUCACUUCUUUAAUGAACUCAAUGAAAGGGGUUAAGAAUGUGCAUUCUGUUUAUUUCCCUCUAAUCCUAGCUUAUUCGAAUCCAGGAAUGAACUCUUCUGCUUAUAUGUUGUAUAAAAUGUUACUGAAAGGGUUUGAUAAGUUUCAAAUUUCUCCAGAGGCAACUCUGGUACCCCCACUGCAGAACGAAUUCUCCUUCCUCACGUCUGAAAGAGCCUGAAAGAUGAUUGGAGAUAUGAUCAGAGUAAAUAAGUUUAUCAGCCCUUAUGGAAAGAAGGAUCUCCCGAAAGACAUCUUUUUCAGUGGGUAUAGCAUCCAAAUGCAUGACUUUGCAGCAGCUAUUUCCGGCUGCUUGAGCACUUUUAAAUACGAACUCGACAACUCUGCACUUGAACUUUACAGGUAGGUGAAAAAGUAUGAUCUCUUUCAGCCCAGAAACAGUAAACAACCUCAAAGCUUGGCCUUCUAGAAUUCAUCAUCAGAAGAGUGAUGAGGUUCUGGGGGUCGACCAUUCUCCUCUUUAUGGCACUCGUAAGUAUCAAGGAAGCUUUAAAAAUAUGAUGAUGGACUACUUAGUAAACCAUAUGUU
Molecule: messenger RNA, 1415 nt
Organism: Moneuplotes crassus
Lineage: Eukaryota; Ciliophora; Spirotrichea; Euplotida; Euplotidae
Source: the annotation of a GenBank genome assembly